AAAAGCGAAAAAAAAAAAAACCCAAUGUGCUUGUCCACUUCCUGUGAGAAGCCACUCUACGCUGUUAUAUGACAGAAGUAGGAAGAGAAACCUGUUUUGUGUUGUGUGGGGUCUGCUGAACAGAGAGAGAGAGAGAUAUUCCGCUUUCUUUUACAGUUAAGGUAAAGUAGUUUUUACAGGCCACUGGGAGGUCAUGAAGCGAAGGUCAAAAGAGAAAAGUCAGGAGAACUUGGGCAGCCGUUUGCUCACUCCUCAGGAGAAUGAAAGAGUGGUGGAUCUGCUGGGCAGGAGAUGUGUGUCUCUGUGUACGACGGUGGUGCAGUUGUUCAUGGCUCUGCCACACAACCCCGGCAGCUGGAGUCUGCAGCAUACAGGUGUGCUCUGCUUCAUAAAGGACAGUCCUCAGCGCUCCUACUUCAUCCGCCUCUACGACAUCAAGGCAAAUAAACUUUUAUGGGAGCAGGAGCUCUUUAACCAGUUCACCUACCACAAUGUCAAGCCCUUCUUCCACACAUUCCAAGCAGAUGAGUGCCAGGUGGGCCUGAAUUUUGCGAACAGUGAAGAAGCUGAGAACUUUUUCCUUAUAGUGGAUGAGAAGAACAGCCAGAGAAAUAAAAACUUGGACAAGCGCCAGGGAAAAGGCCUUACUCUCAGUCAAGAGCAUGAUGUUUUGCCACCACUACCUCCAAAUGGGUAUGGAAGUCAGAAUUUACUUCCAUUGGGAAAUAUUAACAUCCAGAAUCAAGCACCUCCCACUAAAUCAAAGAAAGAGAAAAAGGAGAAGGAGAAAAAGAACAAAAAGAAAGGCUCUAAAUUAUCCAAGGCAUUAAUUGGAGCACCUAGUGGUUUUACCCAUGUUGGGCACCUUGGUAUGCAGAAUAGUGUGGACCCAGAUUUGAUGACGCUGCUGUCACGUGCUGGAAUCAGUGAGGCAGAUUUGAACGACUCUGAGACCUCACAACUUAUUUAUGAUGUCAUUGAGCGCUCGGGUGGUGUGGAAGCAGUGAAGCAGAAAAUGAACCAACAAGGACAUCCUCCUCCUCCACCUCCUAGUGCUCGUCGGACUUCUCUUCCCCCAGUGCCUCCUGGAUCUUCUUCAGCUCCCCUUCCCUCUCAAGCUCGGUUCGGGCCUUUACCACCUCCACCUGGAGGAACUUCAUCUCCUGCCACUAGAUCCUCUUCAGUACGUGCUCUACCACCCACACCCUCAGGAGGGCGCACAGGACCCCUACCACCACCUCCAGUGGCACAAGGAGGACGUAGAGGGCCUUUACCUCAACCCCCAGGUUCACAGGUAGCACCUUCAUCAAGAAGUGCACCCCUACCACCAGUUCCAGGAGGUCAUGAUGGUCCCCGUCCCCCUCCACCAGGAGAUCGAGGUGGCUCUCCAUCAUCUGCUACUUUUUCACGUAGUGGACCCUUACCUCCUCUUCCUGGAAGGGGUAGUGGACCCGCACCUCCCGGAGAGCGAAGUGGACCACAACGCCCAGCAUCAAGAGAUCAAAGUGCCUCCAUGCCUCCUGGACAUUCUUCUGGAUCCUUCCCACCUCUACCAGGAAGACGGACUGGAUCCUUACCACAACCUCCAAAUGAUGAAUGUUAUUUGCUACCACCUCCAACACUCUCUGAAGAUUUCCCUCCUUCCCCAUCUUCUGAUUUUUUGCCACUAGGCAGCGAAGAUUUUCCACCACUGCCUCCUCCAGAUGAGUUCUACCCACCUCCACCAACCAAUGCUUGGGACACUUCUGACACAGUCCCAGAUCCUCCAUUAGCUAAUUCUAGUAGAGGAGGUCCACCACCUCCGCCACCUCCUCCACCUCCUGCUGCCCCAGCACCCAAAUUGGAAAGGGGACCACCGCCUCCCAAAGCCAGCAGUGAGGGAGGAGGUAGAGGAGCCUUACUGGAUCAGAUACGCGUAGGGACAAAGCUCAAAACGGUAACUGCCAGCUCUGAUCCACCCCCAUCUGCUACACUGGAUACAGGAGAGGGAAUAGUGGGAGCCCUUAUGAUGGUCAUGCAGAAGAGGAGUAAAGUCAUUCACUCAUCAGAUGAAGGAGAUGAAUUUGAUGAUGAAGACGAUGACGAUGAUGAGUGGGAUUAAUUUCAAAUCAAGUGAAGGACUCUGUCCCAAUGAGCAUUAGCAGACCUACAUAGUAAUAUUGGUGAAGCAUUUACAAUAACUGAAUAAUUUCAAUUUGGCCAUUUCAAAAAACUAAACCAUUAAACUACAAGUUGAAACAACACAGUGAAUUCAUUUUGUUUACUGGAAACCCUUUUUCAUUCCAAGUAACACCAAUUCACCACGAAGUAAAACAUUUGCUCAGAGCAUCACACUGAGCAUGUGAAAUACCCCUUCCAUAAUCUAUGUAAGGUGCUAACAAUUUCAUGGCUUGGAAAACACAGUGUAACUGAAGUUCAUUGUUUAUAUACUCACUGUUUAUUAAAAGUUAAAAGUUAAGCUAAUGUUUUUAUCACUUUGUAUGAUACUGAAAUAUAAAUCCGGUACAAACACUGUAAGCAGCAAUGCUCUUUUAUUUCCAUUAUGUCCUUAUAUCUAAAAACAAGGAAGAACAUUCAAACAACACAACGCGAUACUAAUCUAUUUAAUACUAAUACAAUCUUGUGCAGUUUUAGUUACCACAAGUCCAGUGUUACAAUUUUUUUCAAGGUCCAAUCCUAUGGUGAUGAAACCUAUAUACAAAAAACAUGGUGUUAUUAUAAUUACAUUUAAAUAAAUAUAACUAUAUAUCUUGUCUGUCAUGCAAAAUGCCCUCCACCUUUUAUAUACUUUAUAAAUUCUCUACUAAGGCAAAAAUAUACAACUUAAAAAUAAAUACACAUUAUCACUCAGCUACAGUGACACCCAUGAAGACAUUGUAGUGUUCCUGAAAAGAAUGAAAAUAAUAAUAAUAAUAAUAAUGGUGCAAUUUUCCAACCAGGAAGGACAACCAGGAUAUAUGUACAGCUUUAUCUACUGAUUUACUGUUAUCUGCACUGGACCAUAUGCUUUCAGCAUCCAAGCAGCGAAACUGCAAAAUUGCACUGG
Molecule: messenger RNA, 3046 nt
Organism: Ictalurus punctatus (channel catfish)
Lineage: Eukaryota; Metazoa; Chordata; Actinopteri; Siluriformes; Ictaluridae
Gene: wasa
Product: WASP actin nucleation promoting factor a
Exons: 11
Coding region: 194-2101 (635 amino acids)
Biological process (GO): actin filament organization
Molecular function (GO): actin binding
Source: RefSeq, a predicted model, not a curated record